ACCUUUUUUAGGAAAUAUUUCCUAUUCAUUUCGUGUAACGGCAGUGUGCUUUUUAGUUGCAAGACAAGUACAACUGUUUCAUAAGAGACCUGAUAUUCCGUUUCGUGCGACAAGAUGGCUACUCAAUGUGUGUCAAAAGUAGAACUCUCCAUCUCGUGCAGCAAUCUCCUCGACAAAGACGUUGGAUCCAAGUCUGACCCACUCUGCUUGCUGCUGCAGAGCAUUGGGGAUGACAAGUGGACCGAGUUGGACCGCACAGAGAGGGUAGAAAACUGCCAGGACCCCGAGUUCUCCAAGAAGCUGCUCCUGGACUACCACUUUGAGAAGGUGCAGAAGUUGAAGUUCGGUGUCUAUGACAUAGACAACAAGUCUGUCGAUCUGAAGGAUGAUGACUUCCUGGGGGGGGUUGAGUGCACACUGGGACAGAUUGUGUCCAGCAAGACGUUUACCAGACCUCUACAACUGAAGAAGGGGAAGCCUGCAGGCAAAGGCACCAUUACUAUUACUGCUGAGGAGAUAAAGGAUAACAGGGCCAUAGUGCUGGAGGUGGAGGCUAAAGGCCUGGAUAAGAAGGACUUGUUUGGGAAAUCUGAUCCAUUCCUAGAAUUCUUUAAGCAAGGAGAUGAUGGCAAGUGGCAGCUAGUUCACAGAACAGAGGUUGUCAAGAAUAAUCUGAGUCCGUCAUGGAAGAAAUUCACUGUGGCUCUGCAAACAUUCUGCAACUGUGACAUGAGCAAACCAAUCAAGGUCCACUGCUCUGAUUAUGAUAGUGAUGGCUCGCAUGACCUUAUCGGUGUUUUCCAAACUAAUGUGUCUGAGCUGCAGAAAGCUGCCCAUGGUUCGCCGGUGGAGUUUGACUGUGUCCAUCCAGAGAAGAAGAAGAAGAAGAAGAGUUACAAAAACUCUGGAGUAAUCAGUGUCAAGGGCUGCCAGAUACAGGCACAGUACACAUUCCUAGACUAUGUCAUGGGAGGUUGCCAAGUAAAUUUUACGGUGGGCAUUGACUUCACUGGGUCAAACGGCGACCCUCGCUCUCCACAGUCCCUGCAUUACCUGAGUCCUGAUGGUCUGAACCAGUACCUGUCGGCCACAUGGUCAGUGGGCCUUGUGGUCCAGGACUAUGACACUGACAAACUCUUCCCUGCCUUUGGAUUUGGAGCUCAAGUGCCCCCAGACUUCAAGGUAUCCCAUGAAUUUGCACUGAACUUCAACCCAAGUAAUCCUUACUGUCAAGGGGUCCAGGGGAUUGUGGAGGCCUACCGCAUGGCCCUACCUCAGGUGAAGCUCUACGGUCCCACCAACUUCUCCCCCAUAAUCAACCACGUGGCAGGCAUCGCGUCAGGGGCGGCACAGCAGAACAACGCAUCGCAAUACUUUGUCCUGCUAAUCAUCACCGAUGGCGAGAUCACGGACCUGGACCAGACCCGGGAUGCCAUCGUCAAGGCCUCACGGCUGCCCAUGUCCAUCAUCAUCAUCGGGGUGGGUGAAGCAGACUUCAAGGCCAUGGAGCUGCUAGAUGGAGACGACGGCGUACUCAAGUCCCUAAGUGGCGAGCCCGUCACCAGGGAUAUUGUGCAGUUUGUUCCCUUCAGACAGUUUGCCAAUGCCCCUAAGGAAGCCCUCGCCCAGAGUGUCUUGGCUGAAGUGCCCAAUCAACUUGUGUCCUACUUCAAGAUGCUGAAACUGGAUCCAGUCAACAUUCCUGCCCUCAAAGCUUAGUGGAGCAAGCAGAAAUGCAGCACUUUGCAUUCCUAGCCACUUGAGGGAGCCAGCACACCCCACCACACAGGGUUAUGAGUAUGCCCACUAUCGGAUGUGAAAAUCCUGAAAUGAUUUCACUGUCAAUGCUCAUUUUGCCUUUUGAUGCCACUUAUGACCAUAUAUAUAUACUUUUUUUCUAGUCAUAGAUAUUUCUCAUUCUUUGCUGCUUCAGAUAUUCUUCUUUCAUUCCUCUGGAAGUAACAAGGAGUUCAAGAAGGGUGAUGUUAAAAAAAUAGUGGAAAGGAGAGCUUUAAAUAAAGCUAAAAUAAUGCAUUUUGUGAAAUGCAGCUUCAAAACAUUUGAUGAAAUAAAGUAGGCUACUCGCGUAACAAAUAAAGUUUGAACUCCUCGAUCAGACCAAGAGAUUAUUUGCGUUUUGGUACACAAACACAUUGUGUUGCAGAGGCAGUUGCAGUGCGUUCUGUGUGGCGCAUACGUGGAUUUAUCCAUUAAAUUGUAUUUGUAGACUUGACGGAAAUAGUAACAAAGGGUGAAUGUUGAACUUUUGUUGUGCACAUCCAGUAAAACAAUUGUAUUACGUAAUGAAAAAAGUUUGACCUCCAGAAUUGAUUAUGCAGCAUUGAUGCAAUGAUGCUGUAGGUCUGAUCAAGGCGUUACUGGUGGUACAUCUUCAAAAUAAUAAUAAUAAUAAUGGCUACAAAUGCUUAGAGCAUGCACCGCACGUUACAUGUUUCUAAAGGCUUCUGCAUGCUUUGGUUCGGCUGGCACCUAGCAGAAAUCGGCUAGGUGAACUGAACGAGUGUGCUUACAUACUCCUUUAAAAGACCUUCGCUUGAAAAAAAGCAGCGAUGGUACUGUUUGUACAACAUGAGACUCCGUAGCCAGUAUACGCUUCCUCAAAAUAGUCAGAAAUAAUCUAAGAUAACUGAAGAAAUCUGUCAAAUUUUAAUUCGUUGAAUGACAGACGAAGGGGUGUAGACUUCGGCUACUGAAAUUCAGCUUGCGUCCAAGGUUUUUUUUUUGUGCGAACAGAAAAAAAACCUUGCUGAAGACCAAAACGAACAAAAAAAGUCAAUGUCGUCCUAAUAUAUGCACACACACUAUACCGAACUGUUUCGGAUGGGAAGCAUGCGGACGCCUUUUGUGGCCAGCCUUUCAAAUCCCGUAUUGGAAGUCUGGCCAUCUUCAAAUUUGGAUUUUCGAGUUUGAAGUGGCUGCAUUCGUUUUGUAUCUUGUGCAUGUUCACGUGUUGCAAGUCAGAAUCUCUUUGGAACUAUACCAAACUCCAAUUUAGAACCUCAGACUUUAACGCAAUAAUGUGUUUCUUAGCAGUAUUCGUUUGUUUGUAGCCUACUUUUUUUCCUUAGGGGAUACUUCUCUUUAUUUUCAUUGCAAAGACGCUUCCUCUGUUAUAGAGGUUAGGCAGGGUGAUUCUACGUUAUCAGUGCAAACAUCUUCAUUUCCUAAUUGUGUUUAUUACAUCAUGCCCAUUAUCACUCCAUCACUCGGUAUUCCACCACUCAAACUUGAAUACUUGUGCACGACUUUUUGCACUGCUUAUUAACCUUUAUGCAAUGUAGUUUUUUAUGAUAGUGUAUGUCACAUUAUGAGAGCUGGUAUUAUACACCACCUUGCACUUAAUAUGCUUAGUGUAUACGUCACAAAUGCCAAAAUAACUGGAGACAAAGUCAUUUUUGGAUGCAUGACGCUACAGUAUAGGUAGCAAUAGGAUUGGUAGCUAGCUAACUCUAAAUCUCUAGCGAGCUAGCUGUGAAACAAAACUGAUGUGGCUCCAGUAAUGAUAACAUUUUGACUUUUGUAACGUAUCCAAUUUAGAAUGGUAUUCUCAUGCUGGAGAUUAAUUAGAAAUGUAUGCUAAAUCAUAUUAAUCGGCAUGCUAUGGAUUGCUAAAGUUUUGUACCGAAGAUAAAUAAAAUGUGCCUUAGAGUAGUGCUGUAGAACUUCUCACAAAUUGUUUACUACCCCCAUUUGAACACCAUAUUAUUAUCAGGGUUGUUGUUUUUUAUACCUUUUGAUGUUAAUUAACAAAACAACGUGUUUUUCUUGUGUUAUGCUGUAGUUUAUACCCUAUUUCACAUCAAAUUAGGUGUUUGUGUUAUGCCCACCAUUGGUUGAAACGCAGUAUACUCUUUAAAUACAGUACAAUACUAAAAUGUGAAUUAACAUUUCAACUUCCAAAUGGUACCAUAAAAAUUGUUGCAGGUCCACCCAUCAGACAAUGUUGACAUGAACAGGAAUAUCCAUUGACAAUAUUAUUUAAAACAAUCUUCUAUAGCAGGGGUAUUCAACUCACCCUACAAGGUCCGGAGCCUGCUGGUGUUCUGUUAUACAUGAUAAUGAAUUCCACACACCUGCUGUCCCAGGUCUAAAUCAAUCACUGAUUAGGAACAAUGAACAAUGAAAAAAUACAGUGGAACUGUCUUUGAGAUCCAGAGUUGAGUUUGAGGGUUCUAUAGGAAAUGUGUUAAUCGUAGAAAUAUAGAUGAUCGAAUAGACCGCUCAAACUAAACUCUGACCUGGGACUCCAGGUGUGUGUGUAAUAAAUUCCAGUAGAACAGAAAACCAGCAAGCGCUGGACCUCGUUGAGUCCUGCUGGAAUUAGACAGUCCCAUUCAUCGGUGUGAGAACCGGCAGCCAUCUUUGUGGUAAUAGUUGGACGUUAAAAUGUAAAUUCUAUUUAAUACCUAUGACGUACCAGCUAAAUUGCAGUGGUCUGAAGGGAUAGGUCCAAUCUAGGAAUUAUAUUUCUCUUUUAAAUUACACCCUCCCUGUUAUCAAGUGUGCUGUGUCACAACCGAUGGUGGGGACAACACAAACACCACAGAUUUUGUAAAAUAGGGUCUCCUCUACAAUAUGUGAAUAUGAAAAACUCUGAGUUUAGAUAAUUGACAAUAAUUAGUUUUUUUUUUUUUUUUUUUUUUUAAUAUUAAACAACCUUAUACUCUGAGACAAUGAGACUACCUAAUGAUGGCUGUUUUUCAAAGGGGUCUCUUUCCUAAAUGUGGUCUGCAAUUAUAAUUAAGACAAAUGUUCUAUUUUUAUUUUAUUAUUUACAAAAAUGAGUUCUCUGUAUGCCAUGAAUCUCUGUAUGCCAUGAAUCUAGUAAUGUGCUUUUGAGGCCAAAGAAGUGGAUUUGGGUGUAAUCUACACAUUUGAACAGAAUCUUAAUUUUUUGUUCUUGCCCCACAUUGUUUGGGUUACACAGGGCCAUGGGAUUGAUUUUGUCUUCGUUAUGCUACCAUCACCGUCUUGCUGUAUAUGUGCCAUUUAGAUUAGAAAAAACACACUUUCUAACUUAAUGCCAAACAGUUGUCAAGUGUUUUAUCUUAUCAGAUACUUAAUUAAGGAGCCAAAACAAAUUAUAUAAAAAUGAAAUAUCAUUGUAACCAAGAGACCAUAACUUUAUCUAAGCCUAGCCAUACCAACAUUCAGCCAAUUAUAUUUAGAAUGCUUUCGUUAUCAUCCUUUCUGAAAUAUAGCUUUUUGCAACAUGUUUUUUGCAUUCUGAAAUAAAUCCAUAUUUCUAAAUGA
Messenger RNA from Salvelinus fontinalis (brook trout), 5274 nucleotides. RefSeq names its product copine-3-like. Bases 115 to 1719 code for a protein of 534 amino acids. Gene Ontology annotation, cellular component: plasma membrane. The transcript has 16 exons. Lineage: Eukaryota; Metazoa; Chordata; Actinopteri; Salmoniformes; Salmonidae. Gene Ontology annotation, molecular function: calcium-dependent phospholipid binding. The record is from RefSeq and is a predicted model, not a curated record. Gene Ontology annotation, biological process: regulation of canonical NF-kappaB signal transduction; cellular response to calcium ion; positive regulation of tumor necrosis factor-mediated signaling pathway.